AUGCGUGCCUCCAUCUUCGUCUCCACCGUGGCUUUUGCCCUUGCUUCGGCUCAGACUGCUUUCCUGACCCAGACAAACUCUCUGGGCGUCGUUACCGGCAUGCCCCCGGUUGACACUUCCAUUGCCAACCAGCCCAACGCCGUCACCGACCAGCCUGCUGUUGUCACUUCUCAGCCUCUUCCCGCCAACAUUCCCGCCGUUGGCCCUGGUGUCUACACCCUGACCCUCGGCGGCACUGGCACUGGCACCGCUGUCAACCAGACCCGCACUGUCACCGUCAGCGCAAACAACAGCACCACUGUCGUCCUUGCUCCUGCCACCACUGCUUCCGGUGCCGGCGCUACCGGCAGCGGCGCCUCCGGCUCUGGCGCCACUCGCUCUGGCUCUGGCUCCGGUUCCUCUCCUACUAGCAGUGGCGGCCGCCCCGACUCCACUGGCGCUGCCUCCAACGUCAAGGUCGCCGCCGGUAGCCUCAUGGGCUUCGGUGCCUUCAUGGCCGCUUUCCUGUAA
This is a messenger RNA of Bipolaris oryzae ATCC 44560, 510 nucleotides long. RefSeq lists its product as uncharacterized. The transcript has 2 exons. Bases 1 to 510 code for a protein of 169 amino acids. NCBI's taxonomy places the organism in Eukaryota, Fungi, Ascomycota, Dothideomycetes, Pleosporales, Pleosporaceae. The record is from RefSeq and is a predicted model, not a curated record.